AUAAUUCAAUAUAAAUAUAUUGUAAACAAUCUUUGUUGUUGCCUUUACUUGUUACUUCCUGGUAUUGCUUAUGGCUCCAGAGUAUUCACCGCGCAGACUCUAUUGAUCUUUAUCUUUUUUGGAUUUCGGCCUUUUCCUGAGGCCUGUAUGUAUUUACUCGUGAUGGUAAUACCAUGCGACUGUUCGGUGGUGGCUUACCUACGCUUACCGACACUGCUCUCAUUUGACGGUAAGGGAAGAACACUCGUGGUACCCUCUUUGACUUUAACCUUCACUUACAUUAUUUAUUUUUUGCUUUCCUCAAUUUGCUUUACGUAAUAGACUCCCUGUUCUUGGUUGGCUGCAGCUCGACGGGCUAACGGCUGGCGCGCCGGAUAGUCGCAUGCAGGUGCGCCCUCUACCUCUCUUUCCCAUACUCCGCGUCCGAGAUGGCCGAUAAGUCGCCCGCUCUUCGGGCCCGCAGGAUUGGCAGACACGUUUAUACCUGUAUUCAAAAUAACGCGUAGCGUUACGACUUCGAUAAUUUCCUUGAAAUAUUGUGUUUUAUACAGAAAGUGUGCCAAACGAAAAUAGUGAAAGAAUCUUCUUAAUAAGUCUGCUAAAAUGACCGACGGUAAAUAAAAUGAAUGGUGAGGACAUGUGGACUCCAUACAAAAAAUUACAGAGUUUGAUAGAGAAAUACAUAACGUCUGCCGAAAGUACAAACGAUCCGCAGUAUCAUGAAUUCACUGAAGCUCUACGUAAUCAUAGGCAGAAUUUUCUCACUCUUUUAAAGAAUCCACCAAAAAAUGCCAAGAGUCGUGAGGAAAUACAAAAAGGAGCAACGGAAGGAAUAUCGCUACCAGGAUUAGGACAUCAAGUUUUAUCUAAGGAAUUAGUAGAUGAAACGUUAAUAAUAUCAGACAUGUAUGAACUCAACGAAUUUAUGUCACUGGAUUUACUAUGCACUGCGCAGCUGCAGAUGCCUUAUCACCCUGGUUUAACGAGAGGAUUAACGGCGAUUCUUCUGUAUUACGAUGGAAGAAAAGCUUUAACCUCUGCUUUAAGAACGCUGGUUCAAGCUCGAAACGGAUACAGUUGGGUAUUGGACACACCUGUUGCACUUACAAAACAAAUUACAGAUUACACCGAUAAGAUGCUAGAGGAUGGACUACUUGACAGAGUUCUAACACUGCUGGAAGAAAUGGAUCCCACCAAGGAACAAGAACUGUUACAACAAAACAGAGCAUUAGGAGGUGCCAAGCAUCACCAAAUGGUCAUGCAACUUUACAAUGACACGAGACAAGAUCUUGCCGACAUUUUAUACCUGUGGUCGGCUCAGUCAUCCUUACCGAGCUCGACCACUUUUCAACUAUUAUCGUUGCUCCGGACUCGCCAACCGGAAUCGGAAGCAGGACCUGGUUGCACGAGUAAAGUCACGCUAGCUCUUAUCAUGGCCCUACUUUAUUCCCUUAAUUUGAGUCCGCUUCACAGUCGAGAGGAUGGAGAAGAGAUCAUAAAAUCAAUGUCCCUGAUUGCCGAGAGGGACAUGCUGGAGCAGGUUCUGAAAAAAGUAACAUCGGAAGAAUCGACGUGGGAAAGUGCUGGGUUACGAGGCCUGGUGCAAUUUGCUUUGGCCAUAGCCGUGACUACGAUAAAGUCGGCGAACAGUCUCUUGCAAUCCCAAAAUAUCACUAUGGAGGACGACAUUUUGGUAGAAACCGCUCUCUCGAACAGGGCCUUCCACUUCAUGGCCGACGUCGUUUUCGAGAGCGAAUGCUUCCACCAGGAGGAAUUUUACGUUCGCUACUUUCAUACGCUUAUAUCGGACUUUAUUCUGCUCAUGCCAUUAAAAGUUAAAGAGCUGAGGAACAGAGCUGAUGAGUCCAUGCGACUGAUCCAAGCUUAUCAGCAGGAGGGCAUCGAACCACCGAUGAACUUGGACGAUCACUUCGAGUACUUGAUGUUAACGGUGGCGCAGCUGUACAAGAAGGACCCGUUAAAGUUGAACCUUGCUAUGGAUUUCUGGUGCCAGCACACGGACUCUUCGCACGUUCCUCCUUCCCACCACGCCAAUCGUUUGCCGUCGAGGCAGGUCGCCCUCUUCAAGUUCGUUCGGCUGGCCGGAGAGAUACUCCCGGCCGGGUUGUUCGUGCCGUACCUGAAGAUGCUGGCUUCCCUGGCUUCUUCUCCCCCCGCUGCCCGACAAGCGUUCAACUUCCUGAAACCCAACGGCUCGUCGGGAUCCACGACGAUAUCCUGGGACCACUUUUUUGGCUCGUUGAGUCGAUACUACUAUAAUCUAAGGCAAGAGCUGCCACCGAGCCAGGACACGGUCUAUCGUCAGAGGAACCACCCCAAGGGAAUCACCCCCCACGAAGUGAAGGGGCUGGAGGCGGUCUUGCGGGUCGUCCAGGUGGUGGCAAGGUACGACGAGAUCUCGAGAGUGGCCAUCUGCGAGCACCCCGGCUGGAAGGUGUUGCCCUCGCUGGUGGGCCUGGUCGGCUGCGCAAUGCCGAUCCCGCUGAAGGGAGCCCUCAUCCGGACCCUUGCUGCCCUGGCCAAGUCUCCCGAGAGCUCCUCCACGGUCUGGCAGAGUCUCGAGGCCGCUCAGAUCCUUUCAACCGUGCCGACGACCAGCAGCUAUCAGCCGCGGGGCGUCCAGACCGAGUUGGAGGAGAUCGAGUCGAGGAACGAGGAAUACCCGCUGACCAGGGCUAUGCUGGAGUUGCUCGACGCGCUGACCGACUUCCCCAUCCCCAGGCUCCUGGGGAUGGGACAGCGGAAUCCAGGAUUCGACCCUUACCUUCGUUUCGUCGUCGACGCCGUCUUCCUUCGGUUCAACGCGAGAUCCUACAAAAACCCCGCGGAGAAGUGGGAAAUCGCCGACACGUGUCUCAAGAUAUUCCAUAAGCUCGUCAAGCGGUACGAGCCGACCGUCGAGGACUUCGUGGGCUGCAAGAUAGAGCUCCAGGGCGGCGAGACCACCGCUGUCAAUCCAGCUCCCGGCUACCACCUGAUGACCCAACUCCACUCCAAUUCGGAACUUUUGCACGUCCUGCUCUACAUCCUCGACGAGGGUUGCCACUGUCUGGACACGUACGACCGGUUCACCGGGAAACGGAGUUUGGAGAACAGCGCCCUCCGGUGCUUGGAGGUGCUGGACCGGUGUCUGAAGGUGCAGCACCGGUACAUGGCGCAGUUGGCCGAAGCCACGACGGCCACUAAGAUAUCGACGGGCCUGUCUAGGCUCCUGCUGGGAGUGAACCCUCGCACUGGGAAGCCGGACCACAUGAUUAACGUCGCAAAAUACAUCUCGUACAACUCGUGGCUCCGCAGACACGCCUACGUGGCCGUCGAGAUCGUCCAAGGAGUCGCCGGCGAGCCCGGGGCCGACUCCGAGCUGGUGUCGACCUUCGCCUCCGCGCCGUCCCUCUCCGUCCUCAUCCGGCACGGCUUUGUCGAGUGCCUGGACGCCGAUGGCGACUACGACGUGGACGCCGACGCGGACGCCGAGCCAGAGAUCGGGCCGGAGCCGGAGUCGGGAGCGGACGAGAGCCAGGAGAUCGCCCGGAGUCACGAGAGGCUCCGUCCCGGUAACUGCAAGGACGGAAUCCUCUCGUUGAUGAUGCAGAGCAUAACGCGGCCCGCCCCCAAUCUGGCACACUACCUCCUCGGAUUCGAGAUCGCGAAAGACAUCGGGAAAACGAUCAUCCAGCAGCCGGGCAUCCUGGGUUACCCUAGGACUUGCUUGCAUUCCGUCCUCGGGAUCCUGGAGUCGUCGCUGGAGCGCGGUCGCGACAAGAUCACCGAAGCCUGCUACGCGUUCCUCCACACGCUCUGCGCGAAUAACAAGACCUCGGGCCCGGUCUCGCGGUUCCUGAGGACGUCGAGCAACCAAGACUUCGUCCAGAGGCACCUCUCGAAGCUGCCCUUCCAGGGCGGAAACCGGGCCACGGAGCUCGCCUGCAUGUCCUGGCUGCUGAAGGUGGCGGCCAUCGAGCUGCGGGUCAGCGGGGGUAGUCCGCAGAACGCCCUGAUACAGCGCCUGGUCGGCAGCUCGAGUCAGGACCGGGAUCCCGUGGCGUCCUCGCAGAAGCUCCUGAUGGACCUACUGCACUACAUCGACUUCCAACUGGAGCUCGAGCCCCCCAAAUCCUGGGAGUUCUUCGACCCCUCGCAGGUGGAGAUGGCCCUGGGCAGGUGCAGCGCGCCGCUGAGCCGCUCCUUUGGGGGGCCGCAGCUCGUUGACAUUAGGAAGCUGCACGCCCUCGUCACCGAGGAGCUGGCGGUCGCGCGCAGCAGCGCCACCCUGACCCAAAGGAAGCUUAUGCAGCGGGAGCUGCAGUCGAUGCUCGCCUACGCCCUUAAGAGGAACCAGACCAAGACCCUCUCCUACGCCACCGUCAAGUUCGUCGAGGGCUGGUGUCAGGCGACGGAGACGCUCUUCUGCGUGGCGAGCGCACAGCAGCUACCCCCGGCGCGGCGGCAGGUCCUCCUGCUCGAUCUCUCCCACGACCUGCUCCAGAAGAUGACCUCCUGCGAGGCCCUCGCCGAGAUCAAGACGCUGGUCUCGGGCACGGUGCUCGUGCUCCUGGUCAACCUGCGGAAUAACCUGGCGACCCGCGGCGGCGGCGGCGGCGACGACGAGCUGCCGCUGCCGUCCUCGGCGGCGCAUACCACCAUGACGAAGAUCAUCCUGACGCACGUCGUCCAGUGGAUCAUCGGCUCCGGUGCCUCUUCGCAAAAGGUCCAGUCGCACCUGUACGGCGCGCUCCUCAACUUCCUCUGCGUGGUGGGGCUGGACAAGGCCGAGCCUCGGAGCGGGGACGCCGCCGACGUGACAUACGUCAGCCAGCUGGACAGCGGCCUGCACCGGGCGCUGCCGGCCCAGGAGCGCUCCCACCGCUACGCCACAGUCCAGGUGCUCGACGGCUUCGGCGAGAAGCUCAUGGACAUCGUCUGCCGCAACUGCUCCGGCGGCCACGACGUCUGCAAGAUGCUCGCCCUCUCCUGCCUCGACAAGGUGCUCGAAUUGGACUCGGACAACUCGUGGGUCGCCUACCUGGCGAGUCGCGGCUACCUGAAGCACGCGACGGACAGCCUGCUGGAGUCGGACGGCCCGCUGCGCCGCGUCCUACGCCCUGAGCCCGACACGCUGCGGCCCUUGUACCUCUACGAGGCGCGCAUGGCCGCCCUCUGCCGCAUGGCUGCCAGCCGGCUCGGCGCUGAGAGCCUCCUCGAGAACAAGGUGCUCUCCUGCCUCUCCGGCAUGCGCGUCUUCGACUACCACCCCGACGCCCACGUAGGCUUCGAGUCGGGCGACGCCUCCUUCCUGCCCUCCGUGGGUCAGCGGUACCAGCAGGUGCUGCUGCCGGCGCUCUACCUCUGCGACGCCCUGCUCACUACCCUCGGCACCGAGAACCAGUCCUGCGCCGUUCAAGUUUGCGGUUUCCUCCAGAGCCACCGGGACGCCGUUGAGGCGGCCCUCGGCAACGCCCUGCCCUGCUCCAACGCCUCCUUCCUAAAGGAGGUCGCCUGCCUGACCGGAGUCAUCGGCAGGUCCGCCAAUAUCGACGUCUACGACCUGGUCGAGGACGAGCUGCAGAGGGUCAACGGCCCGGGAGACGCCACCGGGAUGAGGGAGCUCCGGGCCCACCUGUAUCGCCUCCAGAAACUCAUGCUCUCGCUCCUGCCUAAAUUCCAGCUACAGGCCCCGCCGGCCGAGGGCGACGAGGCCAGGGUCUACUCGUCCUGCGUGCAGAUAGUCGCCAACGUCAUGCUCUACGCUCGCAACCAGAUGAAGCACUCGGAGAUGGACCAGAAGAUCCGCAACGCCCUGUUCGAGCCCUACCACCUUCCCAAGCCCGGGGGCAGGGAGGCCUCCGGCGGCGACGUUCACCUCGGCGCCGUCGUCGCUCAGCUCACCUCCUGCACUUCCUUGAUUCACGGCGAGCUGGCGUACGUCGACACCUUGAUCAAGACCUGCGCGAUGGUCGACGAGAUGAGCACGGUGGAUCUCAAGAAGUACCUGUCGGACCGUGAAACGGAACUCGACGUGAGGAAGCAGCGCGUCAUCGUGGAGCAACGAUUGGGCAGACGAGCCCGGAGUAAACGGCAGGACAUCAAGUAUUGCUCCUUCAUCAUCGAACACAGUUUGUACAUCCUGUGGAGCCACUUGGACUUCUAUACCAUGCAAAUCACGUCUCGGCAGAUCAGGACUCGCAUGCCACCCGGGGACAUGGACGACGCCAUGUCGGAGUGGAGGAUAUCGGAGGAAACCUUGUCCGAUCUGAAGCAAAGCCUGGUAUCGGUGUUGACGGAUAGCUUUGUCGCGCAGUUGUUGGACACGCAGAGCGAGUAUACCACGAUAGACCGCAAUUUCAUCGAAGCUCUCGUGAGGAGGAUCAAAAGACUGCUGCAGUUUAUCGUCGUCAAAUGAGAUCGCCCUUUACUAGGGUGUUUCACGCAUCUUUCAAUGCUGCCUGUAAAAUACCGUUCACAGGAGAA
Messenger RNA from Orussus abietinus, 6489 nucleotides. RefSeq names its product nuclear pore complex protein Nup205 (gene Nup205). Gene Ontology annotation, biological process: nuclear pore organization. The record is from RefSeq and is a predicted model, not a curated record. Bases 623 to 6421 code for a protein of 1932 amino acids. Gene Ontology annotation, molecular function: structural constituent of nuclear pore. NCBI's taxonomy places the organism in Eukaryota, Metazoa, Arthropoda, Insecta, Hymenoptera, Orussidae. The transcript is spliced from 10 exons. Gene Ontology annotation, cellular component: nuclear pore inner ring; nuclear pore.